Messenger RNA from Thrips palmi, 3760 nucleotides. Its product is annotated as flocculation protein FLO11. The coding region runs from base 416 to 2713 and encodes 765 amino acids. The transcript has 9 exons. Lineage: Eukaryota; Metazoa; Arthropoda; Insecta; Thysanoptera; Thripidae. The record is from RefSeq and is a predicted model, not a curated record.
GUUGUUUUUCGUACAUGAAUACCUUUAUUAAGGAACGAAUGCAUGAAGACAAAGUUGAUAUUGUGGGAGAUAAAAUUGGUUAGUAAGGUUGUCUAUAGAGCAUCACUUGCCGUCACCGUUCACCGUUACCGUUGUGAAGAGUUGUUGUUUUCGUUACAUUCAUGGCUCCUAUCAAAGAACUAAGCAGGUGGAUUUUGGAGAUGUCAAUGUAAUUAUUUCUUGCCCAUGAUCUUGAUUAAUAAUCUUGGACGGGUGAAGGCGCUGGGUGCCUAGAAAUGAUAUCCACUACCUGGAAUCUGAGACAAGUAGUAGUAUGACGCGGUACGCUGAGUUGGGUUAUGGGUGUAGCUAAGCUCCUGGGCCCCUCGGUCUCGGUGCCGCUGCCGCUCGCCUUUAUCCGUCUCGCAUCACUGCAAUGGAAGGAUUAAUGCUGUGGCUAGUGUCCAUAGCAGUAGCAGUUUGCCUCAUGUGUGCCUUGUGGGCCUGCAUCUGGGGAUGCCGGAAGACGGAGCCAAAGAAUGAGUUGUUAGGAUUAGCUGGAAUGGUGAAAUUAACAAAUCCUGAUGAAGCAUUCAGUCAAAAUGGUCAGUGGCCUGGUCCCAAUGCAACUGCUGUAGCGACUACCUCAGAUUCACAGUCCAACAAAAGGUGCCCAACAUCUGCUAACCGAAGUCUUCCUGACUUGCCUGUUGAUGUUAGUCAUCUUCGUCAUCCAGAUGGGAGUGUAAUUUGGGAGAGUCAAGAAGUAGGGGGUGAUACAGGCUCAGAAUUAUAUGCGACAGUGGAAGAAAAUGCAAGACCUGGUAUGCAGUCUCGCAACAAGAAGUUGGUUCCUCGAGAACUGUCAUCUGAGAGUAAGGAAGAAAGUGAGAGCACUCGUGAAGGUACAUCUCCCAUCAGCCAGCCAAACAUAUUGGAUGAUGAUGGAUUCCCCACCUAUGCCAGGUUACGGAAAGAACAUCCCUAUGAUAAACUCAAAAAAUCAGCAGAACACCCUUAUGCUCAAGUAAGACCACCAAGCUCUAGAGAGCCAGAUACAGAACAAUUGCCGUCAGACAGAUUAGAUGUGUCAGAUCCAGUGCCACCUCCAAGGACGAGGAAAUCUCUGUCACAUGGUUCUCUUACACCACCCCAAGCUACUAUUUCCUCAGGAGUCAAUAGUGCUGGGGCUGAUUCUCCUCGCUCUCUUCACUCGGGUCAUUUGCAGUGUUCUCCACCUGGAUCCACACCUGACAUAGGUGCAGCUGUGGCUAUAUCAGGGCGAAUAUCUGCAAAUCAAGAUCUACCCUACAUGACUCCACCUAUUGCAUCCUCCCAAACUCAGACUGUUCAGCAUUUUAGUGGAGACUCACAAGACUCCAGCAAAGGAUACACUAGCAUCAGUGUACGAGAACCCUUAGCUAACAUUCGCCAACAGCGUCCUCAUGACUCACAUUAUGCCACUGUAUCAGAUGACAGCGAUGAGAUGUAUGCAGCGAUCGAAGACCCAAGUCAAGUGUACACCAGUGGAAGUGAGACUUAUGCCCAAAUUCAGCCUCUUGCCCUUGUGUCCCUGCCAACCUUCACUCCUCACCCACAACCAACUGACACUGUUGACCAUGAGGAUGUUACAAGCACUGCGACUCAAACUGUACAAAGUGGGCCAAUGCCUGUUCCCACACAGCAGGGUGUUUUAGCUCCUCAGCCUCCUAGUGUGGACAGUUUAAAACAUGUGGCUCAAGCUCACUCUCGUCAAGCUUCAUCGUCAAGUGCUGCAAGUUCUGUAGCUAAUUUGGGUUCUCCAAAACCUGAGAAAAGACCUGCAAAUUCUCCACUUCCACCUCCCCCAGCCAAUCUGGCAAGUCCAGAAGGUGGAUGCAGUUUGGAAGAUAUGUAUGCAAAGGUUGUUAAAAAAAAGAGAGGCAGUGCAGAAGAGACAGAUGGAAAGUCUCAAGACACAGAUAGUCCUAAAAGCCAACCAUCUUCACCGCAAAGGCGCUUCUCUACUCUAAUACCAUCAGAUACUGUUCCUGCAAGCAACGAUCCAGGUUAUGAGACAGUCAGUGCUACAGAGGCUAUUCCACAAGAAAAUAUUCAAGUACCAGGGUAUGAAACUGUUCGAAAAAGUACACAAUUGGACAUAGAUCCUAAUUAUGAGGAGUUACAAGUUGAUGGGAUGGAUCCAGGAUAUGCGCAUAUACGCAUGCGAGCUGGGAACAAAGAACCUAAGUAUGCCAAGCUUUCCCAGGAGCAAGUCGCUGGGAAACAGGAUUGUCUUGAAGAACCUGACUAUGCAAGUAUAUCUAGGGGGCAGAAUCAAAAGGUUCUAGCAGCGCGAAAGGUAGCUAGGAGAGAGGAUGGGGAUGAUCCUGGCUAUGAACAAGUUCGCUUGCAGAAGGAAAAUGUUCAAGGUGAAGACAGUGAUCAAGACAAUCCUGGUUAUGAGCGUGUUCAUGCCAGAACUUUUGGAAGCAAGAAGACUGCCCUCCUAGAUCAAGAUCCAGGCUAUGAGCAAGUAAGAUUAGGUGGUACUUCUCAAGUAUGCUCAGUAUCUGAUCAAGAUUAUGAGGGAGUAACUUUGAAUCAACUGGACCCUAAUUAUGAAACUGUUCACAAUGAAGAACCCAAUUAUGAAAGUGUUCAAUAUUGCAAUAAUUCUACUUCGGUGGACAAUUCCUCAAAAAAAUUUGACCAUUCUGAUGAGGCUUCGAAUCCUCUUCUUGGAGGCAGUUAAUUUUACUGCAUUCGCCAAAGUAAUAAAACAAAAGGAAGGGGGAAAUUGGAAAUUUUAUGUCAGCUCAAAGUACAAGAAAAACAUCUGUGCUUCUUGAAAUUAUUUUCUGUGAUUACUGUAUUUAAAAAAAAAACAACAUUUGUAUUAUAAUUUGAUUCAAUUGCAAAUGCAGUAUUAAUCAAUAAUGUUAAGUACAUAACGUGCCCAAGUUAGUGGGUUUUCUCUAACCCAUUUGAUAAAAGUGACCUUCAUGCUAUUGUGUUGUUGAUUUGGAUGUGCUCUCCAAUAUUAAUUAAUCUUUGUCAUUGCCAUAAGUGUUAAUAAUGUAUUGUUACCUUCUCAAUAAUUUGAGGUGCUUUCAGAUUAAUUUACUCUUCAUGCAAGACUGAAUUAAUGAGAACUGAAUAGCCAUCUUUGAACCUCAUGGUAUCAUAGUUGUACUAAGCUAAUAGCCUUUUAAAAUUCCCACUUGCUGCUAAUGUUGAUCAAGGGAGAUACAUUAAAUCAAUUAUCCAAUUUACUACUAAAUAACUAUCUCCUAUAAGCUCAUUCAAAUGUUUUGAAAUGGAACAAUUACCAAUUUAAAGAUUUCCUUGAUUUUGAACUAUUACAUUGUAUUAUGUAUACUAUAUACACUUGUAGGUAAAUGGUGUAGGCAGCUGAUUAGUGGUAUUUGAUCAUUAAAUAGGUCCAAUGGGACUUAUGAAAAACUUUGUAAUUCCAGCUUUGGGUGAUGAUGAUAUUGACUGAGAACUCUCUACAAGUAGAUGACAACUUACUCUUUACCUUAAAUAAAUGCCCCCAAAAAGCAAAAACUUAAAAAAGGAUUACUUCAAUUUCCUGUUAUAUACUUAUAAUAUGUACAAGUAGUAGUCAUCUACUUGAAGAGGGUCAUUUUUAUACAUAUCUUUUAACAAAUUUUUAUUUAUGUUGACAAAUUUGUUUGAAUAUUUUAAUGCUAGGUCAGAGUACAAAUGAAAUUACGAUUUAUUGUAAUCAAAUUAUUCAAACUGUAUUUCUUAUUUUAAACAUGCAUUUUACUUGAUA